Messenger RNA from Chanos chanos (milkfish), 750 nucleotides. It is a transcript of the gene saxo3, whose product is annotated as stabilizer of axonemal microtubules 3. The record is from RefSeq and is a predicted model, not a curated record. Bases 1 to 750 code for a protein of 249 amino acids. The transcript is spliced from 5 exons. NCBI's taxonomy places the organism in Eukaryota, Metazoa, Chordata, Actinopteri, Gonorynchiformes, Chanidae.
AUGGGUCGUUUGGACAGAGAGAGACGGGAUCCCGGGAAAACCAGCUCAGGUAUUGCGCACGCCUACAUACAGCCUCUCCCGUUCUACACGGAGAGCUCAAAGGAUGCUUUACUGCCUCCUCUCCUGCGUCGUCAGACUCUCGUGCCUGUGUCUACCCAUUUUUCUCUCCCCUCACACACUGAUUAUGGCAGGAAACCACUGCUUAGGGAUUCCAGUGCAGUGAAGAUGCCAUCACAGCCAAUCAGUGAGACGAUGGAUUGCUACAGGGGCCAAUCUGCUCCACCACGCCCCCUAGUGGUGCAUUACAGUCCCCUGCAGGCACUGUCUGGGCAGCUGGAUGCCAAUCAGGCCCCGGUGCCCAGGACUCGCGUCCUCAGCACGACUCACACAGACUUCAGGCCUUACAGCAGGUCCGAGUUGGCUCGUCCUCCUGAUUUGGGUGCUAACCUGACCAAGAGUUCUGCUUACAGCCGACUGCCUGCUCACAAAGCCCCGCCCACCGUGUCAUGUCACCCCAGGCUGGCGUUGCAACCCAUGCCAUUACCUUACGGGGGUAAAAACAGUGUGUAUAAGGACACUUUCACCAUCCCUGGCAGGCACCCUGAAAUUUCCUCCCCGGCCACCACCUCAGACAGGCCAAAACACACUAACGUGGGUGACAGGGGUCUGCUACAAGACAUAAUGGAGGUUCCUAAAAUGUACAACACAGAAAAUCAGAGGUAUGGGAGUACUGAACUAGUUCUGGUGUGA